This is a messenger RNA of Kogia breviceps (pygmy sperm whale), 2904 nucleotides long. RefSeq names its product zinc finger protein 256-like. The record is from RefSeq and is a predicted model, not a curated record. Gene Ontology annotation, molecular function: DNA-binding transcription repressor activity, RNA polymerase II-specific; RNA polymerase II cis-regulatory region sequence-specific DNA binding. Lineage: Eukaryota; Metazoa; Chordata; Mammalia; Artiodactyla; Physeteridae. Gene Ontology annotation, biological process: negative regulation of transcription by RNA polymerase II; urogenital system development; embryo development. Gene Ontology annotation, cellular component: PcG protein complex; nucleus; transcription regulator complex.
AAUGGCAUUUCCGGGAAAAUUCCUCGGCUCGGGGCGGGACUUCCGGCCUCUUCCUAGUGACGGCCAUUUUAAUUGUCCGGGUCUGUUUUGGCUCUCGGCCGCUGGGUUGGGACUAGGGUGACGGGGUGAGAAAAUGCGACAGGAGGCGCUGUCCACGCGGCACAGAGGCGGGUCUGAAGUUCGGGGACGCCGCCCGGGGUGGCCCGCGCGGGCCCGGGAGAGGGUCCGACGUGCCCGCGUCCGGCCUGUCCCCGCCCCGCUCCGUCCACAGAGUCCGAUGGCGGCGCCGGCGCUGAGGGACCGGCCUCAGCCACGCCAUGUGACUUGCAGGAUCUUAAUUCCUUGACCCAGGAUCGCACCUGUGCCCCCUGCAGUGGCAAGGGCACCACUCUUCUUUAUAUUGCACUACUUAGCCUUCAAAUUUCAGAGAGUAUUACAAUGAAGUCUCUUUCACUCUGUUUUUCAUCAUUUUACCCAAGCCAUGGUCAACAGCUUCAAGAGAUGUUUCUGGAGUGGAGAAGAGUAUGUUGAGGCAUCCUUUGAACAGAGUGUUUCUGUGGUAAUGUCACAGGUCAGGACUUCCAAGGAACCUUCAUCUUCCCAGAAGACUCACCCCUGUGAGAUGUGUGGUCCAGUCUUGAGAGACAUUUUCCGUUUGACUGAGCAGCAGGGAACACAACACAACCAGAAACUAUUCAAGUGUAGGGCAUGUGCAAAAGGAUUUUAUUUCAGUGCAGACACUCAGCAGCACCAGGAGCAACACAUGCAAGAAAAACCGUUCAUAAUCGGUGUGGACAGGGCCUCAUUUGUGCAAAGCAGCAAUUUCCAUGUGUCAUGGGAGCUUUUUACCUGCAAGAAAGUUGCAGAGGACUUCCUAGCCACCUCAGGACAUCUGAAUCAACAGACCAUUCACACUGGGGAAAAGCUAAACACAGCCACCCACUGCAUGGAAACUUUACAAAGCAGAAAAAGUCAUUGCUCCAGGGGAGAAUGCAAGAAAGCCUUCAGCCCCAAACACACACUUGUUCAGGCCCAGAGUGUCUACACUGAAAGACAGUGUUUUAUGUGCAGUGAAUGUGGGAAAACAUUCAAGUAUAAAUCCUCAUUUGUUGUGCACCAGAGAGUUCACACUGGUGACAGGCUUUAUGACUGUGGCGAUUGUGGAAAAUCUUUUAAGGGAAGCUCAGCCCUCAUUCAACAUCGAAGAAUUCAUACUGGGGCAAGGCAGUACAAGUGCAGCAAAUGUGAGAAAUCCUUUAGCCAAGAAUUUGUCCUCAUUUAUCCUCAGAGGAGUCACACUGGAGAAAAUUGCCACAUUUGCCAUCAGUGUGCACAAUCUUUUAGCCAUAGCUCCAUCGUUUUUCAACAACAGACAGUUCACACUGGAGAAAUGAGUUAUGAGUGCACUGAAUGUAGGAAGUCCUUUAGACGAAAAUCUGACCUCAUUGAACACUGGAGGGUUCACACAGGAGAAAGACCUUAUGAGUGCAACGAAUGUGGGAAAUCCUUUACUUCUAGCUCCGCCCUCCGUUAUCAUCAGAGAGUUCACACUGGAGAGAAGCCUUAUAAAUGUGGGGAAUGUGGGAAGUCUUUUACCUCUAGCUCUGGCCUACGUUAUCAUCAGAGAAUUCACACAGGAGAAAGGCCAUAUGAGUGUACUGAUUGUGGAAAGUCUUUUACCCAAAUAAAUCACCUCAUUAUACACCGAAGAGUUCACACAGGAGAAAGGCCUUAUGAGUGCAGUGAAUGUGGGAAAUCCUUUAGCCACAAAUCUUACCUGUCUCAACACCAGAGAGUUCACACUGGAGAAAGGCCUUAUGAAUGUAGUGAAUGUGGGAAAUCUUUUACCUCUGGUUCCGCCCUCUGUUAUCAUCAGAGAGUUCACACAGGAGAAAAACCUUAUGAGUGCAGUGAAUGUGGGAAAUCCUUUACCAAUGGACCGAUACUCAUUCGACACCGUAGAGUUCACACAGGAGAAAGGCCUUAUGAGUGCAGUGAAUGUGGGAAAUCCUUUACCCAAAGAAAUCAUCUCAACAUACACCAGAGAGUUCACACAGGAGAAAGACCUUAUGAGUGCAGUGAAUGUGGAAAAUCUUUUACCUCUGGUUCGGCCCUUUGUUAUCAUCAGAAAAUUCACAUUGGAGAAAGGCCUUAUGAGUGCAGCGAAUGUGAGAAAUCUUUUACCUCUAGCUCUGCCCUCCGUUGUCAUCAGAGAGUUCACACAGGAGAAAGGCCUUUUGACUGCAGUGAAUGUGGUAAAUCUUUUAGGGACAGUUCCCAAUUGAAUCAACACCAGAGAGUUCACACUGGAGAAAAGCCUUAUGAAUGUAGUGAUUGUGGGAGAUCCUUUAGCCAGAAUUCAUACCUCUCUAAACACCGGAGAGUUCACACUGGAGAAAGGCCUUAUGAGUGCAGUGAAUGUGAGAAAUCUUUUACUUCUGUCUCUGCCCUUGGCUAUCAUCAGAGAGUUCACACUGGAGAAAGGCCUUAUAAGUGCAGUGACUGUGGGAAAUCUUUUACCAAUAGCUCCAUACUGAUUCGCCAUCGGAGAGUUCACACAGGAGAAAGGCCUCAUGCAUGUAGUGACUGUGGGAAGUCCUUUACCCAAAGAAUUCACCUCAUUAUUCACCGGAGAGUUCACACAGGAGAAAGGCCUUAUGAGUGCAGUGAAUGUGGGAAAUCUUUUACCUCUCGUUCCACCCUUCAUUAUCAUCAGAGAGUUCACACAGGAGAAAAGCCUUAUGACUGCAGUGAAUGUGGGAAAUCUUUUAGCCGAAAAUCUAACCUCUCUCAGCACCAGCGAGUUCACACUGGAGAAAGGCCUUAAAUGUGUAAUUUCCUUGUUCAGUGUAAUGACAUUGGAUGAAACUGAGGCACUAGUUGUCCCAUGCAUCCAAACAUCAG